AUGUUUUCAUCUCAAGAACAACUUCAGAAACUUCGUACAGAAGUUCACGAAAAGAUGGUGGCUAAGAUUUCUAGGGAAACUUCGGUCGGAUCUUUAAGCCUGAAAACUUUUGUGAACCCUCAGCUUCUAUCGUGCAUACUUUCAAUUGACGAAGAAAGGUUGUUGACAAGGCUGAUUGAAGAAAUGGCUCAGCGAUUUUGUCUUUCUUUCGUUCCUACCAUGCCUCCUUCUGUGGCAUUGAGCCACAUAUUUGACAUCAGCAUCUAUGUUUCUGUACGUACGUACUUUAGGAUGGCCUGCUUAUAUGUGGCUAGCAAAGUAGACGAGUUUAACGUUUCUUUGGACGAUUUCGUUAAAAAUUUAAAGACUGGCACGCGUGCUCACAAUGCCGAAAUAAUUCUGUCGCUGGAACCGGACUUACUCAAUCACCUGAAAUAUCACCUGGCUGUCUAUACUCCGUACCGGCCACUGGAAGGUCAUUUCAUUGCGAUGAAGGUUUUCGCUCCGUCUUUAAAUCCGGAAAAUCUGCGGACCACAUGCGAAAAUUUUCUGUGGAAAUCGUUGCUAUCCGAUGUUUCGUUUCUGUUUGCGCCUUCACAGGUCUGUUGA
Soboliphyme baturini is the source of this 609-nucleotide messenger RNA. The record is from the annotation of a GenBank genome assembly. NCBI's taxonomy places the organism in Eukaryota, Metazoa, Nematoda, Enoplea, Dioctophymatida, Soboliphymatidae.